Molecule: messenger RNA, 940 nt
Organism: Salvia splendens (bonfire salvia)
Lineage: Eukaryota; Viridiplantae; Streptophyta; Magnoliopsida; Lamiales; Lamiaceae
Exons: 1
Coding region: 164-814 (216 amino acids)
Source: RefSeq, a predicted model, not a curated record
UACGUCUAUAUUAAUAUAUCCAUUGGAUUUGGCCAACACGCAUAGCAAAUUUGCGUGCAAUUGACCAAUGUUGAUCGCUUGCUACACAAGUUGAAGCAUAACUGUAUUUAACCAAAACCACUUCCACAACAAUUCAUUGCCAUCCAUCAACACAGUAAGCAAAAUGAAGAGAGAAGGUCGCCAGCAUGGGAUGGUCCGAACCUAUCCGAUCUCAUCUGAUCGCAAGCAGAGAGUCCGAGAGGAGCUUUCCUCGCCCCUGACGGCCUGCCUCUUUGCCAAGAUCUCCUCCAAGCCCACCAACCACUCUAAGUUCACCGGGAAGUGCGGCCGCUCCAAGUGCAACGAUUGCCAUGUGCAUCCGGCAUCCAAGUCCAAGGACAAGGUCAAGGGAGCUCAUAAAAUGCGUUCUUCAUCGGAUGUCGUGUCCAACUACAGACUGAUCACAUGGCGCGUUGUGGAUUCUGCAUCCGGUUUCAAGGUGUCGGGGUUUUCUGCCACGGGCGUUUUGGACUAUUUGGAUCACGUGGAUGAUUAUGAUUAUGAGUAUGAAGGUGAGGAUGUUGGUCAUGGGCAUGCUCAUUAUGAUGUUGGUUUUGAUGGAAGUUAUGAUCAUGAUGAUAUGGGAACUCAUGAUUAUGGGUUGGGAUCUCAUGGUAUGGAGAUUGAAGAAAUUGAUGGCUGUGAUAAUAGCAGCCAUGGUGAUAAUAUUAUUGUUGGCGAUGAUGAUGAUGAUAGAAUGAGUUUCUGUGAGGUGGGAUUUAUUUGGCAAGCUGUUGAUGGAGAUGAAAGCUGGUGUUUGGUGGAAGAAAUUUGAUUUAUUAGUAGAUGAAAUUUGUAAAUCAUAAUUUAAUCCAACCUGCAUCUGUUUAUAUAUUUCCUUUAUUUAAUUGAUUGUCAGAAAUAAUUGAAAAACGGCUAAUAAAUUAUGAUUUGUAUAUUA